CAAGCAUAUGAUAAUAUAGAAUGUGCAUUAAUUAGAGGACAUUCUUUCCUAAUUUUGGUGUAGGAUCCUUGCGCUAUCAAUUUUAAUCUAGUGUUUUAUUUUUCUGUGUGAAAAAUCUUCAGCUAGCCACAUAAGAUCAAAUCGGAAAUGGAAUUGGAUUGUGAUUGAAUUUCAAACUAGAAUACACACACUUUAAAAGGUCUAAAUGGGAUGUGAUUGCAUGUCGGGCUGUAAAAGAUGUCACACAAAAUGGGAGACUACGAUAGAGGGUCUUUUCGGCAAACUCGCAGAACGAAUUUCAGAUUAUCCGGUUCCGAUAAUGGUUUCAUGUAUCAUUGUAAACUUGUUGUUUAUCAUUGGAAUACUUGGAAUGAAAGUAGAAAAUGACAUAGAAAAACUUUACACACCGAUUGACAGUCAAGCAAUACAGGAUCGAGCUACUAUACAGAAUUUGUAUGGAGACCCGACAGACAGAUAUUUUCGAUCGUACCAACUUAGUGAUUUUGGACUUUAUGGAGGUGUUAUGAUCCUUUCAAAAAACAUGAGUGACAUAAAAACACAAGCUUAUGUGGACGAAAUAAACAAUAUUCACAGUAUAAUAAGUGCCAUAACCGUUGAUAAUAAAACAUAUGCAGACUUAGCCCCUGGAUCAGAUCCUUUUGAGGGAAUAUCUGGUUCCGUGAUAUUAUCACAGCCAUUUCAAGACAAUUUUAUUAUCAAUAAUAUCACAUAUCCUAUGUUUGGCACGAGUCUUUUAUCUCCUUUUCUUGCCCAGGCCGUUUCAGAAAGCGGAAAAUUGACCUCUGCUGUUGGUGUUAAGCUACAAUAUUACCUGCAACAAAACAAUGCAACCGUCACUCAGCUAUCAAAGACAUGGGAAACAGCUUUCAUAUCGAAAAUGGGAAGUAUAAAGACAAACUUAACACAGAUUGCUUACGUUUACUCAGAUUCCAUUGAAACAGAAUUAAAUAAGAAUAUAAAUAGUGAUAUAAUAUUGUUUGCUGUUACAUUUACACUUAUGAUGACAUACGCGAAUUUCGCCCUAUUAAGUACAAAUUGUAACAACGUAGCUAAUCGUAUGAACUUGGGCUUUGCUGGCGUACUUGCACCCGUAUUAGCCAUUGCUUCAGCCUUUGGAUUUGUCAGCGCUAUAGGAGUGGAAUUCACGAACAUCGUCGGCGUCAUGCCAUUUUUAGUUGUCGGUAUUGGAAUCGAUGAUAUGUUCAUCCUCAUGUCCGGAAUGGCAGACGCUCCAUCUCUGUCCGAACAAUCCGACAACCGUGAUAUAAAGAAGAGGAUGAUAUUCAUGAUGAAGAAAAGUGGCAUUGCAAUAACUAUCACGUCAUUAACAGACUUUCUGGCUUUUGCUAUUGGAUAUUCGUCUGUCUUCAAAAGUAUACAAAAUUUCUGUAUUUAUACAGGUGUUUCUGUGUUGUUUUGUUACCUGAACCAGCUUUUCUUCCUCAGUCCGGCUAUAAGGAUUAAUGAGGAAAGAACUAUGGAGAACAGGCACUACUGUUUGUGCAGUAAAGUUGUCAAACCAAAAGAAGAGUACGCAAAUAAAUCUAUGUGCUUUUUGAACUGUAUUUCUGGGUAUAUCCCUCAAAGAAGAAGUGAUGUAGAAAGUCUUCUGGAAAGAUACCCCAAAAAGUUUAUACUUUUAAUUCUAAAUAAUAUUUUUGGGGAAAUCUUCAUUGUUUUGAUAUUCUUGGCUUAUUUGGGUUCUUCGAUUUAUGGGUGUAUACAUCUUCAGCAAGGCUUACAGCUUUUCAAUUUAGCUUCAAAAGAUUCUUACUUUUACAAGUAUAGUUUAUGGGACGAACAGUAUUACACCACAGAACCAAUGAUUAUGAUCUGUGUGACACAGAUACAAGACUAUCACAGGAAUGACACACAAAACCUUAUAAAUUCUGUCUUAUAUAAAACUAAAUUGGACAAUUACAUUGAUGACAACAUUGAGAUAAAUUGGCUCGAAAAUUACAAAAAAUAUCCAUCAUAUGAUGACACUUCCGAAUCAAAUUUUGCUAUUGGUCUUGCUCAGUUUUUAGCAUCUCCUUUUGGACAAUCUUUUACAAAUGACGUAGUUCUGGAUAAUUCAAGCUUGAAAAUACUGUCAUCCAGAUUUUAUUUAAAGGCGAAGAAUAUGAAAACAUCGGAUGAGCAAGGAGAUUUUAUGACACGCAUGCGAAAAAUAACGGACAACACUGGACUUCCUUGCAUAAUUUAUACCCCAGCCUUUGUAUAUUUUGAACAAUACGUUCAAGUUUUACCCAGUACUUUACAAACUGUGGGUAUUGCUGUGGUUGUUAUGCUCUUUGUGACUUUUAUAUUCAUGCCAGAUUUUCGAAUAGUAUUAAUUGUAAGUAUAACUCUAAUUAGUAUCCUUGCUGGAAUAUUUGGAUUCAUGUUCUACUGGGAUCUCACUUUGAGUUCUAUUACCAUGAUCCAUCUGGUCAUGAGUGUUGGUUUUUCUGUAGAUUUUAGCGUUCAUAUCUGCCAUGCAUUUUUUUCUGUGGAAGGGAAAGUUCCAAAAGAAAUUUUAGAAAAGGCUAUGGACCGUGCUGGUGGCCCAAUCGUUAAUGCUGCAUUUUCAACACUUUUGGGAAUAUUAAUGCUAGCAUUUUCCAGUAGUUACAUUUUUGUUUCGUUUGGUAAGCUAAUGUUCCUGGUUAUUUCCUUUGGUCUUUUACAUGGUUCUUUCUUUCUUCCAUUACUAUUAUAUACUUUGAAAGCAUGCAAAUUAUACAAGGCAAAAGUAAGUGAAGCAAAGAAUGGUAAAAUACACACCCCAGAACCUAUUCCUGCCAUCUCACAGAAUGGAUCGUUUACAGACAUUGGGAAAAGGUCAUUAUCCUCCCAAGAGUUUCAAGUACCGAAACUACAACCUUAUUCAUCCUCACAACAAAGACGGUCGUGUCCGAAUAUACACAACGAAGUUAGCAGGACUACAGGGUUCAGUAAUGGACGCUUGGGAAAAACAACUUAUAUAGGCGAUGGUUUUAUGAUGUACCAAUAUUAAUUUUUUUGUGUUUCUAUAAAGACAUAUAUAACCUCCUCAUUUUUAUAUGAAUCACAGAACACAUCAAAUUAAAACAGUAUAUAUCUUAAAAUGAAUCACUGUACAUUUCUAUGCAUUUUAAUUGGUAAAUAAGAUUCUGUAGUUAAAAAAAAAUUGAUUUGUCUUUCGAAUUUUCUUUUAAUAAUAUGAUAUACAGCAAUGCUUUUACUUGAA
This is a messenger RNA of Saccostrea echinata, 3232 nucleotides long. RefSeq names its product patched domain-containing protein 3-like. Gene Ontology annotation, cellular component: membrane. Bases 206 to 3019 code for a protein of 937 amino acids. The record is from RefSeq and is a predicted model, not a curated record. The transcript is spliced from 5 exons. Lineage: Eukaryota; Metazoa; Mollusca; Bivalvia; Ostreida; Ostreidae.